This is a messenger RNA of Chiloscyllium plagiosum (whitespotted bambooshark), 6346 nucleotides long. RefSeq names its product major facilitator superfamily domain containing 6-like (gene mfsd6l). Gene Ontology annotation, cellular component: membrane. The record is from RefSeq and is a predicted model, not a curated record. NCBI's taxonomy places the organism in Eukaryota, Metazoa, Chordata, Chondrichthyes, Orectolobiformes, Hemiscylliidae.
GCGAUUUAGGCAGCCGACAGAUGGUGCUGCUGAGGGAGGUCUCUUUCCGCCGGGGGAGCAGCUUGUGCUCCCAGACGCCCACCGCCGGGUCUAUGAAGGUGUGAUCCAUUGGGCGGGAAAACAAACCGAAAUCUGUUUUGAAAGGAAGACAGUGCACGUGCGGGGCAGCGAAGUCGCCGAGCGAGGAUUCACGUGGUUACAGUCACGUGAUAACAGGGCGGGGGGGUAACAUCACGUGCCCCACAUGCCGCUCGCUCAUUGGGAGGUCGCUCUGUGUGAGACGGCUCUCCUCCUACCCAACACACCCAAACUGGACGUGUCUGUGAGGUGGUCCCGGCCCGAAACUUCAGUGACGGUGUGUUAGCCGCGCCUGGUCAGUAUCGAUGACUCGUGGGAAGGAACAGCCGGGAAGAGGCUGCCGUUUUUGAAAGUUGUGUUGGUUUUCUUUCCUGAGGUGUGGGGCCACAUCUGAGUCUACUUCCUGUUGAUGUUUCCUCAUAGCUGGAAAUGGACGACCUAUCCCCGCUCUAACACUCGCCCAAAAACAAAUCUCUGAUUUCGUAUUUUAAUCGGUAGGCGGCGGAGGGAGGCUUUGCCUUUCAUGUUCAAAUAACAAGUUGCAUUUGUGUUGUGCCUGUAUCGUCGACCAACAUCCUGGAACGGCUUCACCGAGACACUCAAAUGUCAACUAACCAAAAGAAACGUUAGGAAGGAGUGAUUAAGAGUUUGGACAGAGAUUGCUAACUGGAAUGCUUUGGUAGAAAAACUCGAGAGCCAUGAAGAGAAAUAAACAGUGGAAUGUCAGCAAAGCGCUGGCCCUUGCCAGUCUCUAUCAUUUUCUUCAUAGUGCAGCAGCAGCCUGUGUAGUUCCAUUCCUUACUAUAUACUUCAGGCAGCUUGGAUUGACUGCACAAUUUGUUGGCAUUAUCAUGGGAGCAAAGUGUUUUAUUUUCAUGCUUUGUACUCCAUUUUGGUCUUACUAUGCUGGGCGCCAUAACAAAAGGAGAAUUCUUAUCCUUGGUUCCUUGUUGUUGUCAGUAGGAGCAGGCCUUCUAUUCACACUCAUUCCACCUAUAGAUAAGGAAAUAGGAUACAAAUUCUGUAACAAAAGUUUGUAUAUAAAAAACGGUUGGAAGCAAAAUGCAAGACCAGAAGACAAACACCGUAUUGGUGAUGUGAAGAUGAAUAAAUUUGCACAUACCAUUCUUCCAACAGUAGUGAAUGCUGCUUUAACUAGUCAUCCUCGUUCAACACUCCAAGCUGAAAUUAAAGAAGACCUCCAGGUGUUGACCACUGUUGAAACAGCUAUUGCAAAUAGAAUCAGCUCUCUUAAACAAUCACAGAACACUGAACUGAGCAAUAUUAUACAUUCAUAUGUCUCUACUCCAUCAGAAGAUAUUGGUAGUACGCAAACUACAGAUGAUUAUCUCCAAUCAAAGUGGAACCAACUCCUACAGAUUAAAGACUCUGGCCAUGUAGGAACCAUGGCAGAAAGUGCCACGCAUUUUCCUGUUAAAGAAGAUAACAAGAAGAAAAACAUCACUUCAGAUGUUUAUUCUAGUUCAGUUAACAGUCACAUCAUGAAAGGGGAUGCUCUUUUGAAGGUUGGCUCUGAAAACCGAUUAGAAAAGCAGCGCAUCAGCACGGAGUCUGAUCACAGUUUUAAAAUUCUGGAUAACCAACAUCAGACACUUGUGCUGCUUUUGUUAGCUGUGUCUUUAUGGGAGGUUCUGGCAUCAGCUUUGGAGUGGAUUGCAGAUGAUGGGCUCUAUGACUAUCUGGACUUUGUUGACUCUGUUGACCGUUAUGGCAAACAGUGGAUUUGGGGUUACUUGGGCACAGCUGGAGCAGCUCUUAGUAUUGGGAUUGUUGUGGAUAGGCUUGACUGUUUUAUUAAUGCAUAUACUUCUAGGAUUGCAGUGCACUUUUAUGGUUAUGCAGCAUUGAUUACGUUGACACUACUUGUUGGUGUGUUCUACCCAAUUCACACAGCUAGGAAAAAUGACAUGAUAAACCACACCAUCAAAGGAUUGCACCUGCUGGGAGGUGAUGGAAGGGCUAUGUUAUACGUGAUCACAGUCUUUAUUAUGGGAGCUAUUAGAUCUACAAUAAAUAACUUCCUGUUCUGGCAAAUGCAGGACAAUGGGAGCGGCGAGGCCUUUAUGGGUGUUGCUGUAGCAAUUGGAUUUAUAGCUGAAGUUCUACUUUAUCUUUUCAAGGACAGAAUGUUAAAGAUUUUUUCAUUCUCUGGAUCAGUAACCUUUGGACUAAUAUGCCUUGCAGCCCAGGUGCUCUACUAUUCAUUCCUCUGGUCCUCUUGGGCAGUGUUGCCUAUUCAAAUCCUAAAUGCUUUUAGCAAUGGUGCCUUAUGGUGGGCUGUUUGGGGUCAAGCUAAUGAUAUAGCUACUCCUGGUAUUGAAAGAACACUCCAUAAAAUCUACCAUAUUUUAUCCUUUGGUCUUGGUGCAAGCAUUGGCAGUUUUUGCAGUGGCUUCAUUGUGAACAGUUUUGGCAUAGAAAGACUCUAUCAAGCAUGCUCUGCUACUGCUCUGGUUUGGUUAGUGGUCUUCCUCAUUGCACAGUCAAAAAUUCCACGGCAAAAGAGAUUAAACUAUUCACGACUUUUAGCAGCUGAUACCAGUGAUAUGAGUGACUCAGAUGAUGCGCAAGAUUGGCUUGUUACAGCUCUGAAAGGUGACUUUGUACAGAAGUAACAAGUCUUACUAAGUUAUCUUUUUUAAUCCAUUGCCUGUUAAGGAAUCUUUAUAUUUGGCACAUACGCUGGUUGUUUCUUUAAAGUCUAAGCCAAAGCGGGCAUCUAGAAUCUAAAUUUUUAGAUGACAAUUUAAUAAUCCAGUUAAGGUUAAACAAUUUAUACUUUGAGAUUAGUAUACAAAUUCUGUUUUCAUGGUUUUAUUUCAAGGUGGCUGUUUUAGGUGCAAAAUUAUAGGUUAGAGAUUUAUUUUUAAAGAGGUAAAUUAUGGGAAUUUGAUUUUUGAAUAAAUGAGAAUAUUUGUUUUGAGAUGGAAGCAUUCUUUCAGUAGUUCUCAGGUCAUAACAACUACAAUGACUGACUAGAUGUUGCCUAGAGGGGUGUCUUCAGUAAAUUUAAUGUAAAGUUGUUGUAUGACAUACUUCUAUGCCUACUCAUUAAAAUACAGUGAAUGCCAACAGUGCCAGAAUUACUCUGGAUUGACUUUUUUUUCAUCCAAUGCUUGAAAUGAGACGGGAUGGUAAUAGAGAGCUCCCAUUUCUGCUGUACCUAAUGUACAAAUAAUUGAAAUAGGAAAAUUACCUUUAUACAGCAUUUUAAUCAUGCACUCAUUCAUUUGUUGUCACUGCAGGCUUAGUGGGACUACUGUUUGUCAAGUAUUGUCAAGUUUCUUUCUGGCUUUCUUAAAGCCUCUGUCAACAUCUCCAAUGUUAUCCAUCCCAUCUUUUUUAUAAUGUCUACUGUUUUUAUCAUUUUUCUGUCAUUUUAUGGGAGAUCAAGCUGUGUCUAUCUUUGUUUCCAAUUUCUGCUUGGUUGUCUAACUACUUAGUGAUCCUUUUGAAUCAUAAACUUACUUUUUUAGUUUAAACCAAUCUUGUCUUUCUGUUCAACUGAUUCUGAGCAUCCACUGCUGUACCACAUUUCGUUUAUUAUCCUCCUUUCACCAUCUUCAGAGUCUACCUCUUGUAUCCAUAGUGCAACACCCUACAGUAGUGAGUGGACUAGAUGUUUUUCCAGAUUCGUGCUGAUGUUUUUGGAGUUUAAGACAUAAGUUUAGAUCACUGGUCUUGUCUUUUGCAGCUAAUCUAACCCUGUACUUCAUUCUUGGAAGUAACUUUGAAGUUUAUAAUUAAGUGAAUAUAUUUGAAUGUCUUUUUUUUAUUGCAAACCAGUACUUCCAAUUUUGACUUCGUUGCCAUUUAGUACCCUGCUGUUGGUCUUUGCCUCAUUUACAAUCAAUCCAAAAGAUACUGUCUUUUGACCAGGCCUUCUCUGGUUUGUAGCUUUUUUAUUGACAUCAUAUGCUCUGAUGUCCUAUAAUGUGGCUCUAUCUCUCAUAACUCUUCCUCCACCAUCCUAAUUGUUUUUUCUUAUUAUAACACCCUCACCACAUUCCAAGAAUGCAACUUAUCCAGUUCAUUACUUACUUAGUCUUUGUCUCACCUUUUUCAUGAUUCUCUUUAUUUUCUACCACACUCCCCAAUACUGGGGAUGCCAGUGGAAGCUAUCCACAGCCAAUGUAUAGUUGCUGUAAUUUUGUUGGAAGAUGCUUCGAGCAGUAAUUUUUAUUGAAGUUCACUGUUUAAACUAAUUCCCACCAAAAAGGGUAUGAUAUGGAGGAAGAUAAAUGUUGAGCUUGUUUUUUCUUAAAAAAUGAGAUGAGAAAUUCCAUAAUUUGUGCUAUUAAUAUUUUAAACUACACUUGGAUAUUUGGAAAUCUUGGAGAAAUUACAGUAUGACAUGUUUGUCUUGGUAGAUUUUCUUCUUGUUAGGGAUUUUGAUCAAUAGAUAUUAUACUCAGGUUAGAUUCUAAAUUAAAAUGGAAAAUGCUGAAGAUGCAAAUGCUAACAGACUGGUAUUGCAAGCAAAAGGACGAUGUUUGUUUAAAACAAUCAGAAUUGGUGCCAUGUGAACAAAGGAAAAAAAUCAUAAACGUCAUGUACAAAUUUGCCAACUGUAGUUUAAAAACAAGCAGCUAUUACCUUUCUUACAUAAACCAGGAAAUGAUUUAAGUGCAAGUGAUUUUUUUCUGUCUAAUCAGUUAAGCAUUUAAUGACAUUAUGCUGCAGCAAGUGUUUUCUCUGUAAUACCAAGGAUGCAAUUGAGUCAGUAAUCAACAGGUCAAUAAGUAUGUUUAGCAUGUGUGGAUUGAUUAUUUUGUCAGCUUAAAAUAGAUUUAUUCUUCUCAUGGAAUACCUGCUUAACAGGUGGUUGGUGGUGACUCAGUUCUUAAAGCUUGUAUUAAGCAACUGUACAAACACUAAGUUUGCAUUUUUAAUAUCUGGCCCUUUUAUUGAGUUAGUUGAUCAAACUGCACUAAAGUCUGAAUUGUUAGGAAGUCUGCCUGAUAAUUUCAGUUCUUGACUGUGAUUCAGUAAUGCCUUGCUAUAAAGAACACGAUUGAGUAUUUGAUGAGGAUAGGAUUGACUGGUCCUUUUUUUCAUGCCACUGUUGAGAUAACCUGAUAGCCUUGAGUAGACUGACCUGAAGAAUGACUGCUUCAAUAAAAUUCCAGGAAGAUAUAAUUGUUAAUUGUAUGGUAUGCCAUAAUGAAUCAUUGAUUUCCAGACAGGGAAUUUUUCAGAUAAAACUGAAAUGGAGAACCUCAGUAAAUGCACAUUCUCUGAGUACUUCUGCGAUAUAUUUUAAGUUGCAAGUUUUGCAGGAAAUUGCUGUUGACGGAGAAUCAAAAAGCACAAUAGGAGGCCAUUUAACUCCAAGUACAUUUGAAAGAACUAUUUCCCUCACCAUAAUGAUUAAGACCUUUGUCGUGUCAGUGAGGCCAGCUGUAUGCAGUUUCAGAAAAACCUUUUCUGUUUUCACACUGGCUUCCUUUGUCAUUCAAACUUGUGGAACUUGAAGUGAGGGAACGGUUUAAAAUUUAUGAUAUUUUGUUUGGUUUUUUUAAUGUAAAACUUUCUAGAUGUUAUUACUGCCUUCCCAAUCCAGUAGAACAGAAUAUUCUCAGCUGUUAGGUCAGGCAAUGAGCUAAUCUGUUUCAAGGACCAAUAUUACUUCAAAACUUUACUAGGAGUAAACUCUGCUUCAUACACCCCAGCUAAGAAUCUUCCAUUUUUCAGUACUGUAUGUGAGUACAUUAAUGAAACAUGUCAAUUGCACGAACAAUAAAUGUAAAGUUUCUUUUUUGAAAGAGGCCAUACAAUAAAACUCUACAUUGGUUGUUUAUGAGGGAGCACAGGGAUGAGAAAUGUUCUUAAUUUGCAAAAUUGAUUUGUUUUGACAAGUUUCACAUACAACUUGGAACAGAAUCUUCGCAAAGCUUUAUGCCUUGGCCUAUUAACAUGCAAACUAAUUGCAUAGUUCGGAGAGUGGUGAAUUUCCUUAAAGAAUCAACAUUCCAACAUUAGUGCAUUGAAAUAUACUGUACCGUUGUAGUUGCAGUUGUAAACAAAAUAGUGUAUAAUAUCUGAACUCAGUUUAAAUGUUUCCCUUUUACAAAUCAGCACUGUGGUUGUUUUUCAUUUGAAUGCUGAAUACACUUUUUGGGAAAAAUGUUUUGCAUUUUGAGAUGGCUGCGUUUGUAUAUAUUAACAUUUCAUUCAAAUGGAAAAGGAAAGCACUUACAGAAAAAAAGUGAUCUUUCAUUAAAGAAAAAAUUCUUAAUUCUUGGAA